AUGAACAUCGGAGAUGAUAAAAGUGAAGUUGAUGUAAUUAUAGAUUCAUCAUCAAUAACUUUGAACAACAAUGAAAGCUCAAAUAACAAUACAAAUAUUGGAGAUGUUUUAAAAUUUGAGAGUGGAUUAUAUAAUAGCUUCGAGUGUGAAUUAAUAAACCAAGUAUUUAAUUCAGUUCCAAUAAUGAUGGGAGUGUGUGAUUUAUAUGAUAACUCAAAUUCUGAUUUCCAAAUCCAAGAUUCUCAAAAUUAUGACUUUAAAUUUGUAAUCUCAAAUAGAUGUUCAUAUGAUAAUUUACAUAUGUUUUUAGAUAAAGGUAAAGGAUUAGAUGGACAUUAUUCAGCAAAAGAAUUACAUUUACCAGCAUAUUUUAUAACAUUAUGGAUUGAAAAUAUGUUAAGAUCAUUAAGAAAAAAGAAAUCUGUUAAAUUUAUGUAUCCUAGAUAUGUUGAUAAUGGUGAAACUCCAUCAUCUGAUGAUUUUUAUUCACAAAAAAUAGUUUGGAAAAAAUCGACAAUGUGUUUUAUGGGUCAAGUUUUAGUUCCACUUGAUGAUAUUAAUAGUAAUAGUAAUAAUAAUAGUAAUCAAAAACAAACAGCAUGUAGAUUCUUUUUUACAUCUGAAGAAGUUACAAAAGAGAAAUUUAAAAAAGAGGAAUUAAUAAAUGAUUUUAAAAGUAGAUUGGAAACAUUGGAGAAUAAAAUUGAUCAACGUGUUGAUGAACGUAUUGAAACUAGAUUUAAAUAUGUAUUGGAAUCAAUUCCUCAAAUGGUUUGGGUAACUGAUAAUCAUGGUAAAAUUGAAUUUGUAAAUAGACAAUGGAAAGAUUAUUUAGGUAUUGAUCAUUCUGGUCAAUAUUUAAAUUGGGGUAGUAUUUCUUACCAACAACAUAAUAAUAAUAAUAAUAAUAAUAAUAAUAAUAAUAAUAAUAAUAAUAAUAAUAAUAAUAAUAAUAGUAAUAAUAAAUCACCAAUUAUAAAUUCACCAAAUACAACAUCACCAACAAAUACCCAAAUUGAUUUUGAUUCGCAAUGGCAUUAUUCAUUAAAAGAAAUGAAAAGAUUUGAAAUGGAAAUAUUAUUACAAAGUAUGUCAGGUGAAUAUAGGUGGUUUUUAGUUAGAGCCGAACCAUAUAUUGAACCAAAUUUAGGUCAUCCAUCGUCACCAUUACCUUCGAUUAUAAGUGCAUGUGUUGAUAAUUGUGAUAUAAUGACUGAUGAUAAUAGUAGUGGUAUUUUAAUCAAUAAUAAUAAUAAUAUUCAACAACCUUAUUUAAAUAAUGAUAAUAUAUCAGGUGAUAAUGUAAAUAAUACACCAACAUGUAUUGAUAACAAUAAUAAUAAUAUUGAUGGUAGUAAUAAUAGUGUAAAUUCAACAGGAACCGAACAAUUGGAUAUUAAAUGGAUUGGUACAUGUACAGAUGUAAAUGACCAAAAGACAGCACAAGAUAGAAUUGAGAAUGCGGAGAAAUCAAAAGCAUUGUUUUUACAAACAAUGUCACAUGAAAUGAGGACACCAUUAGCAGGUAUUAUGGGUAUUAAUUCAUGGUUAAGUACAUCAUCACCACAAUUGACUAGUGAACAAUUGGAUGGUUGCCAUACUAUUGAUAUGUGUGCCGAAGCAUUGUUAGUAUUAAUUAAUAAUAUAUUGGAUCUAAGUAAAUUGGAAGAGAAUAAAAUCAUCCUAGAGGAAACUGAAUUUUAUCCAACUAAAAUCGUUGAAGAUUCAGUUGACAUUUUAUCAUCACAAGCUGAACAAAAGAAAUUGGAUAUAAUAUUCCAAUUGAAAUAUAAUUGUUUAUCUAAAGUAGUUGGUGACUUUUAUAGAAUUAGACAAGUUUUAACAAAUUUAAUUUCAAAUUCUGUUAAAUUUACACCAGCAAAUGGUCAAAUUAUAGUUGGUUGUGAAAUUUAUCAUGAAACAACACCAUCAACUAGAAAACGUUCUUCAUUGGAUAGUAUUGAAAUUACAAUACCUUGUAAUCAUAAUAAUAGUAAUAAUAGUAAUAAUAAUCAUAAUCAUAAUAAUAAUAAUAAUAAUAAUAAUCAUCUUAAUUGCAGUGGUAGUUUUAAUAAUAAUGGUUUUAAUCAUGGACAUCAUCAUCAUCAUCACCACCACCAUCAUCACCACCAUCAUCAUGAUAAACAUUGUGAUCAAAAAAUAAUUGUACCUGGCAAAUAUGGUAAAUUAUUAUUUUGGGUAAUUGAUAAUGGUAUUGGUAUACCGGAAGAAGGUAGAGAGAAAUUGUUUCAAACAUUUUCCCAAUAUGAUGCAUCAACCACUCGAAAAUAUGGUGGUAGUGGUUUGGGUUUAGCAAUUUCAAAAAGAUUAACUCAAUUACUUGGUGGUGAUAUUUGGUUUGAAUCUCAAAAAGGUAAAGGUUCAUCUUUCCAUUUCUUAGUUGAAGUUUUCUUUCCAGAUUAUCCAACUAUUUAUAAUCAACAAUUACAACAACAGCAACAACAACCAAAUCUUCCUCAUCAAUUUAAUAUUGGUACAUCAGCACCACAACCUAUAGACAGUAUAUUAACAUCAUAUAGUUCAAACAAUAGUAAUAAUAAUAUUAAUAAUAAUAAUAUUACCACUUCUGUAAUUUCACAAUCACCCAUAGUCGAUAAAUCAAAUCUUUGUACAUAUAUAUUUUUACUAUCAACUAAUCAAGUAUUAGUAAAUUCUUUAUCACAAUGGAUAAAUGAAUGGAUUGGAAAUGCUACCAAUAAUAAUAAUAGUAAUAAUGAUAACAAUAAUAAUAACACAACUUCUACAACUACCACAACUACAACUACAACAGCAACAAUUAAUACAAAUAUUAAUCAACAAGUUAAAAUAUUAUAUGAUAUUGAUUCAAUUGAACAAAUUUCAAAUAGUGCAAUACAAAGUGGAAAAAGAUUAGAUUUCCUUUUCCUUAUUGAGGAUACAUUUUGGAAUAAUUAUUCUGAUAAAAUUUCAAAUUCUCAAGAAAUAAUUGAAUCUUUAAUUAAUCAAAAUUAUCAACAACAACAACAACAACAACAAGAACAAAGACAACAACAUAAUAUUAAAAAUGUUAUUUUAAGUUUUUCAAAUUCAGCACAAAUCUAUGGAAAUUCAAUUAUUUUGAAAAAACCUAUAAAGUAUUCCCCAUUAAAAGAUUGUAUCUAUACGAAUUUAUUAUACUUUAAAUCAAUUUAUAGUGUUAAUUCAUUCGAUGUAAUAAUUGCUACUCAAAUGUCUUCUUCAGUUUCACCUUCUUCUUUAUCAUCCUCUCCUUCAAUCCAAGGUUUAACAAAUUCAUCUUUAAGUAUUAAUAAUAUUAAUAUUAGUGGUAAUAAUAGUAACAACAAUAUCAAUAAUAAUAAUAAUAAUAGUGGUAGUUCAACACCUAAAAAACUUAAAAAAUCAAACUCUGAUCAGUCAAUACAUUUCUCUCCAAGUUUAACUUCUUCAUCAUUACCAAGUCUAGAUUUAAACAACAAUAACAAUAUUAAUAAUAAUAAUAAUAUUAAUAAUAACAAUAAUAUUAAUAAUAAUAAUAACAAUAAUAAUAAUAAUAAUAAUAAUAAUAAUAAUAAUAAUAAUAAUUUAAAUCAUUAUAAUAGUGAUUCAAUAUUAUCAUCAGAUUUAUCACCACAACAACAUCAAUAUCAUCAUCCAAAUCCAUUAUUAGCAAAUUAUCAAAAGAAAAGAAGGAAUUCCGUUGUAAAUGAUACAGAUAUACCAUUGGAAAUGACAGGAAUAAGGUAUCCUUUGAAAAUUAUGGUAGCUGAAGAUAGUUUAGUUAAUCAAAAAGUUGCAUGUAGAUUCCUCACUAAAUUGGGUUACAAAAAAGAAGAGAUCAUUUUCGUUGUAAAUGGUCAACAAGCCAUUGAUCACAUUGAAAAUGUUGAAAUGGUUGAUGUAAUUUUAAUGGAUAUGCAAAUGCCUGAAGUAGACGGGUGCGAGGCUACGACUAGGAUAAGGAUGAGAUAUCCAACUACAGGUCCUCACAUUAUUGGGCUAACAGCAAAUGCUUUCAAUGAAGAUAAAGAUAAAUGUUUAUUGAGUGGAAUGUGUCAUUAUCUUGCAAAGCCAGUAAAAAUGGAUAUUCUAGCGGUUGAGUUAAAACGAGCGUGGUUGAUCAGAAACAAGUUCAGAGUGUGUUUAUGUGCAGUUUUAUAA
Dictyostelium discoideum AX4 is the source of this 4137-nucleotide messenger RNA. It is a transcript of the gene dhkH, whose product is annotated as histidine kinase. The transcript is spliced from 4 exons. Lineage: Eukaryota; Evosea; Eumycetozoa; Dictyosteliales; Dictyosteliaceae. Gene Ontology annotation, biological process: signal transduction; phosphorelay signal transduction system. Bases 1 to 4137 code for a protein of 1378 amino acids. The record is from RefSeq and is a predicted model, not a curated record. Gene Ontology annotation, molecular function: transferase activity, transferring phosphorus-containing groups; protein histidine kinase activity; phosphorelay sensor kinase activity.